This is a messenger RNA of Mya arenaria, 2838 nucleotides long. Its product is annotated as dnaJ homolog subfamily A member 2-like. Gene Ontology annotation, molecular function: Hsp70 protein binding; ATP binding. The transcript is spliced from 10 exons. Gene Ontology annotation, biological process: response to heat; protein refolding. The record is from RefSeq and is a predicted model, not a curated record. Gene Ontology annotation, cellular component: cytosol; cytoplasm. The coding region runs from base 33 to 1292 and encodes 419 amino acids. Lineage: Eukaryota; Metazoa; Mollusca; Bivalvia; Myida; Myidae.
AUUUAGUUAUUUCUGGAACGGCGUGAAUCGCAAUGGCUGACACAAAGUUAUAUGACAUCCUUGGGGUAUCAAAAAAUGCCUCAGAAGGUGAAAUCAAGAAAUCAUAUUACAAACUGGCAAAGGAAUUUCAUCCAGAUAAAAAUCCAGAAUCUGGAGAAAGAUUCAAGGAAAUCAGUUUUGCCUAUGAAGUUCUAUCCAACCCUGAGAAGCGGGAGACUUAUGACCGGUUUGGACUGCAGGGGUUGAAGGAGGGGGGAGGAGGAGGAGGAGGUUUUGGAGGUGACAUGUUUGGUGACCUGUUUGGAGGACUUUUUGGAGGGAUGGGAGGUGGUCCAUUUGGGUUUGGGGGGAUGAGCGGCAUGGGAGGGGCUCGCAGGGGCAGGAGAAGGGGAGAGGACACAUUUCACCCUCUACGAGUGUCCUUAGAAGAUUUGUAUAAUGGGAAAACAUCAAAACUUCAACUCAGUAAAACAGUGAUAUGUACUAAAUGUAGUGGAGCGGGCGGGAAGGCCGGUGCAAUGCAGCGGUGUAAGGUGUGUAACGGUCGCGGUGUGAAGAUAACAAUGAGGCAACUAGGUCCUGGCAUGGUUCAGCAGAUGCAGUCUGUCUGUCCCGAGUGUCAUGGUGAAGGUGAGUCAAUCAGUGAGAAGGACAAGUGUAAACAAUGCAAGGGCAAGAAGGUGACCAACGAGAAUAAGAUCCUCGAGGUUCACGUGGAUAAGGGCAUGAAGGACGGACAGAAGAUUCCAUUCCGUGGAGAGGGAGACCAACUGCCUGACCAGGAGCCAGGUGAUGUUGUGAUAGUCCUACAGCAGAAGGACCAUGAAGUGUUUACCAGGGAUGGCGACAGACUCAUUAUGACCCACAAAAUCUCCCUGGUCGAGGCACUCUGUGGCUUCCAUUUCACAGUGCAACACCUUGACGAACGGGAGCUUGUUCUUAAGAAUCCACCUGGUGUUAUUGUGGAACCUGGUGCAGUGAAAAUUGUGAAGGGGGAAGGAUUUCCACAUUACAGAAACCCAUUCGAGAAAGGGGACAUGGUCAUCAAGUUUGAGGUGGAGUUCCCAGAGAAAAACUUUGCAAGUGAAUCACAGCUGAAGAAACUGGAGAAGCUGUUACCAGCUCGGCCGGCCUUUUCGAUGCCAGAAGGGGAGCAUGUGGAGGAAGUGAACUUGAUGGACUUUGACUCGACACGUUCUAACGAGGCUGGGCGUCGUGGGGAGGCAUAUCACGAGGACGACAGUGAUGAUGAAAUGCCUGGCGGACAGAGGGUGCAGUGCGCCCAUCAAUGAUCCCGGCUGUGAUCUUAGAGACGGUUUUAAAUUGUCCUUGUGUUUUUUAUACUUACAAAUCCAGAAAGGCUGGUGUUGAAAAUACAAAGUUUAUUAAAGCUGAGAUGCAUGGGUCUGUCAGAGAGCUUAUGUUCAAAAAUGAUUCAUGGAAUCGAUAACUCUAGAUAAUGUUUCAAUCAAGAAUUGUUUUGUGAGUUUUGGUGUGCUUGCAAUGAGGAUGGUAAAAUGAAGUCAAAUUUAAAUUGUAAAUGUCUAUGUCUUAUAUUGUAUGAUUUCAACACAAGAUAGGAAGAAAAUAUUACAGUACAGUUUAAAACGUAGGUGAGUUGAAAAACAUCAAAAUACUAUAAAGAGUAGCAUUUGCCUUAAAAAGCUGUAUUUUAGAAGAUUCGCUGUUUAGACGAGGGUAGAUGUGCUUUCACAGUUAAGAUACUUGCUUGCAGUUGAAACAUUUAUAUCAUAUGAUAUAGUACGGUAUUUGAAUACUAUAUUCUUUACUUCAAUUCUGUGAUGCUAACUUUGAUAUUCUGCAUCUUAGAAAAUAGCUAUGGAUCAUAAAUUUUAGAAUUAAGUUAUUUACAGUUAAUAUAAAAUGUUUGAGGUAUAAAUGAAGGUUAAUAUCUUUAUCAGUAUAAAACAACAUAAUUUAUGAAAAUAUAAGAUUCAAACAGGAUAGUUAAUCAUCAAGACCAUGCAACCAUUUCCAUUAUAACAAUACUCAAUAUUGGGCAAGUUAGUAACGACAUUAUUUUUAACUUUUGAAGGUGAAACAUUUCAUGAUGUGCUCAAAUUAUUAAAUGAAACAAGCGCAGCUGAAACAGUUGUUUAAAAAAGUGUAAGAAAUACAGCAGAUCACAAGUGUGUCAAUGAAAUUUCCAAGAUUAGAAAUAUCCAUUUUUCAUUGCUCUAUAGGUGAUAGGGUGAGGAAGUAAACAAAUCAUCAUUGCUUUAACCUAUAACUUUAUUAUAUCAUUUCCUUUAUCGAUAUUUAUUGUCAUCUUGCUUUAAAGAUACAAAUCAUCACAGUCCUAUAUUUUAAUCUCAGUAUUUUAUAUCAAUACACGUACAAACAGUAAUUCCUUGACGGUCACUCUAGAACAGAUAAUGGCUGGUACUGCAAUUAACAAUCAUGUGGCAGAAGACAGAUGUGAAUGGUUUCUUAUGUUAAGAAAUGAUGUUGCAUCAAACCAUUGUUGGAUGUUAAUUAUACUAGGUACGGUUUGAGAGUAGCCUGUAGUUACCUGAGACUAUUGCUAUAUGUGCCUGUUGUCAUCCUGCCACUAGUGUUUCACAGCCUGUAUCAACUCAUCUUUCACUGACCAUUGUAUUUAUUGUACAAAAUAAACUAUCAAACAUUUUAUUUGUAAUUUACUACUUUAUUCAAAGUGAAAAUGUUUCUGCUAUUAUCUCAUAAAUGUUAAAUAACCUUUACGCUUUUGUGUGUUCAUGUGUUUAGGAAGGUAGGAAGAACAAAAUAAAAAUAUGAUUGAAAUGCUUCUUAAUAGCUUCUCAUAGUCCAACUAACUAUCCAAUGGCAAAUAUGUGC